AUGUUCAUUGCUGCCGCUAUUGUCGUUGCGUCCGGGAGAUCAACGCCAGUCGACUCUUGGACAACAUACCUCGUCUUCCUUGCCAUUAUCACAUUUUCGACCAUCGUGAACAUUUGGGGUAAUUCGAUCCUUGGACCUUGGAGCAACUUUGCUCAAAAGACCAGCGCUGAGUUCGUUUUCACAACUUUCAAUAACGAGACAGGAUGGUCAGAUGGAAUGGCAUGGCUUCUAGGUCUACUUCAAUCCGCUUUGUCAUUAAUUGGUUUUGACGCGGUUCUGCACAUGACUGAAGAAAUGCCCAAUCCCCAUCUGGAUGCUCCUCUUGCAAUUGUCUAUGCUAUCGGCGUUGGCGGUUCUACGUAA
Fusarium musae is the source of this 363-nucleotide messenger RNA. RefSeq lists its product as uncharacterized. Gene Ontology annotation, biological process: transmembrane transport. Gene Ontology annotation, molecular function: transmembrane transporter activity. The coding region runs from base 1 to 363 and encodes 120 amino acids. Gene Ontology annotation, cellular component: membrane. The record is from RefSeq and is a predicted model, not a curated record. The transcript has 2 exons. Lineage: Eukaryota; Fungi; Ascomycota; Sordariomycetes; Hypocreales; Nectriaceae.